AUGCUACUUUACAUUCUUAGGCACCAGAAUCCAAACAUAAAGAUGGGCUUCGAUUUCACGCAUGAUAUGAUUGCAAGAAGAGGCACACAUGCCGGUGAUGGCACCGAUAGGCACAAGCAUUUAUAUAAUACUAAUGCGAGUCAAGAGAUUGUGGAGAAUAGCAGUGAAACACAUGGAGGAGAAGGUCUGUCUGGAAAAAUUGAUAACUCUUUUGCAAAACAAUUGGAGCGAACAAAUAAUAUCACUGCCAAAGAUUGGUCUGAAUAUUCCUCAGCGCCUGACACUUACUUUUCGCCAAUUCGUCAUCACUUUAUUCCCAACAAUCAAAUUCAAAGCACUGAUGAAACCAAUUCUAAUUAUAUGAACAAACAAUUUCAUCAAAUCAAUCAAUUUGUCCAUAUGAUAGACAUUGUAGAAGAGGACAGUGAUAUCCCAAAGUUAUUAAUCAAAGUGGGAAGCAAUGAGAGCGAUGCAAAUGUAACAUAUUUUCUAAACACCACUUCUUACGAUCACUUGGAUUUGAAUCGUAAAUUUAAACUCAAUGCAACUUCUGGUGAACUCUAUUUAAUAACACCACUUGAUAGAGAUGCUCCCUUCGGUAGAUCCAAAUGGCGCUUCUCUAUUCUGGCCAAACACAGCCAUUCAGCCCAACCUUUCGGUUACGCCGAUGUCGUCAUCAAUGUUCUCGACAUCAAUGAUAACACGCCUUUCUUUCACAACAAUCCAUAUCACGCAUCCAUUUAUGAAAACUCUCCAAAAGUCAGUAUUUCUGAGCUGGAUGUUAUUGUAACUCAAGUGACGGCUACUGAUUAUGAUAGUGUUGUUAAUGGAAACAACAAAAUUCGUUAUUUAAUUGACGGACAUUUUUUAACGGCCGACGGAAAUGUUAUAUUUGCUGUGGACUCGCGUACGGGUGUUAUAAGUGCUUCGAUGUGUUGUUUGGAUAGAGAAGAUGUCUCGCAAUAUGCACUACAAAUAGCUGCCGUUGACAGCGGGGGGUUGAAGACCAGCACUACUACUUAA
Medioppia subpectinata is the source of this 1023-nucleotide messenger RNA. The record is from the annotation of a GenBank genome assembly. Lineage: Eukaryota; Metazoa; Arthropoda; Arachnida; Sarcoptiformes; Oppiidae.